UAUUUUCGCUCAGGCUGGGCCCGCUUAUAAAAACGCACAGUUUUCUUAAACGCCAUCAGUUACCCACCAAACGUAACGCAAAAACACUAGAAAAAUGAACUCUUUUGCUGUAUUUUUCAUGGCCGUUUUGGCUUGUGCCCACGCAGGGCUAAUUGCCGCUCCUGCUGCCAGAAUUUUGCAGGGGCCCAGCAGCAGUGCGACCGUUAUCGGUCCUGAUGGGAGCUCUAUUUCCUCCAUUGCCCCAGGAGGCACCGUUGUGGCCGAUGCCCAGCCCGGUCUUGUAGCCGCUCCUGCUGUGGUUGCCAGAUCGGCGGUCGUAGCUCCAGCUGCUUGGGCUGCUCCUGUUGUUGUCGCCGCUCCUGGUCUUGCCGCUCGUUCUUCAGUUCUGUCUGGAUUGGGUGGCACUGUGAUCGCUGGUCCUGCUGGCACUAUCACGGCCUCCGGAUCCCUCGCGGCUGCACCGUUAGCCGCUGCUUGGUUGUAAUGAUUUUGUUCGGAAUUUUGCCAAAAAUGCCAAAUACGUAUCUAGUUUUUUACGAAUACUUAUUGUACCUAGUAGAGUAUGUGAAAAUGUAUAAAAAAAUGUGAUUUCUAAAUAAAUAUUUUUUGUAACAAA
Messenger RNA from Tribolium castaneum (red flour beetle), 616 nucleotides. RefSeq lists its product as uncharacterized. Lineage: Eukaryota; Metazoa; Arthropoda; Insecta; Coleoptera; Tenebrionidae. The record is from RefSeq and is a predicted model, not a curated record. Bases 95 to 484 code for a protein of 129 amino acids. The transcript has 2 exons.